Molecule: messenger RNA, 372 nt
Organism: Guillardia theta CCMP2712
Lineage: Eukaryota; Cryptophyceae; Pyrenomonadales; Geminigeraceae
Exons: 4
Coding region: 1-372 (123 amino acids)
Source: RefSeq, a predicted model, not a curated record
AUGUCAAGAGAGCCAUGGCCUGAGCUCAUUGGUGGCGGGAAGUCCCCCGGUGCACUAUCAAAGCAGAAAAUACGUUUUCCCAAGACCGCAGUCAUGCACAAGACGUCGAGUGUGCAGGGAAAUGCAUCUUCAAAGUCAGAAAGCAGCGGGGUUGACAAGAUCCGUGAAGAAAGGCUUCAAAAGGCUCCGCUCACGAUAAGCAAGGACAGGCUUGCAGAUCAAUUGAAAAUCUCUCAAUUUGAGGGCCUCAUGAGGCAACGUUCGCAUAUCCCUCCGCGUUAUCAGAGCAAAAUCGAUCGAGAGCUGGUCAGCCCGUUUGAAGAUUUACUUGAACAGCGUUUAUUGGAAAUUGAGUCCUUUCUUCGAGUGUAA